Molecule: messenger RNA, 2088 nt
Organism: Echinococcus granulosus
Lineage: Eukaryota; Metazoa; Platyhelminthes; Cestoda; Cyclophyllidea; Taeniidae
Product: NADPH-dependent diflavin oxidoreductase
Exons: 2
Coding region: 1-2088 (695 amino acids)
Cellular component (GO): cytosol
Molecular function (GO): oxidoreductase activity; flavin adenine dinucleotide binding; FMN binding
Source: RefSeq, a predicted model, not a curated record
AUGGGUCCAUCCUUUCGAAUUGUGAUCAUUUACGGCAGUCAGACAGGCACAGCGCGUGGCAUUGCAGAAAGACUUGCCUUGCAAUGUUGCAAGUUGCUUCGGCUGCGCAACUACCCGGCCGACUGCCCCACCUCGCUUAUUCACCUCUGCUGUGCAAACGACUACACGCCUCUGCAGCAGCUGGCACACGAGCCAGGUCCCGUCAUUUUUGUUUGCUCCACUACCGGAUUUGGUGAUCCUCCCGACAACAUGGCUACUUUUUGGCGCAAGCUCAUGAACGUUCGCCUUCCCGAGGGCAGGACUUUUCCUACUACACUUCGGUUUGCCGUUCUUGGCGUCGGCGAUUCUUCUUACAAGCACUACAAUUACGUGGCGAAAAAACUUUACCGACGGAUGGUUCAUUUGGGGGCCUCUCCUCUCCCUGUUUCCAUGGCGCUGGCUGAUGCCGAACAAGAUAUUGGAUUAGGUCUGGCCGAUGAGUCCGCAGCUGAAGGUCUUGUGGCCUGCCUUCAGCGUUUUAUGCCCUCUUUGUGGAACACUGUGCUCAAUCACUAUUCCGACCGUGUACAAACUAUUGGCUCUCUUGCCUUCCCAAUCACAUGGGAUGCUCUAGAAUCAUCCGAAUUCAUUGCCUCUUUGCAGCCCAGGUUCUUGGUGCGUCGAGUACGGAAGAUUGAGUGUGGCGAGCUUAAUCUGAUCAAUGGCAAUCAUUACCGCAACGAGGAGGUUCUCACGGACAUGAUAGAGACAACAGUGGCCAGAGACAAUGCUCUUUUUAAGACACCUGCAAUGCCAUCGGCUGCCAGUUGGUUUGUGAUCAAGGCUAAUGAACGUAUAACGCCGAAUAAUUAUUUUCAGGACACACGGCUCAUUAAGCUGGAAGCUGAGAAUAAGGAUUUGCCGCUUGCCUUCCUUCCGGGCUGCGUCCUUCAAGUGCAGCCUAGAAACCUCGCAGAGGAUGUGUUAGGCUUUUUUAAAGUCACUGGUCUUGAUCCGAACGUGCGCAUCUCCGUACGAACGUUGACGAAAGAGCUGCAUCCCGGUCAACACAUUGUCUCCUUCACACUGCCCGGUUGUCUCGAACAGGUCUGUGCCACCGAUGGCAUCUCCCUCGCCUGGCUCGCCACGCAUUACUUCGAUCUCAAAUCAAUUCCUACACGCACCUUCUUCUCGGAGUUCGCCGCCGCCCACAAAUGGCGUCCCACGGGUACUAAAAACGACGAGCGCGUCGCAAUGGAAUACGAUCGGCUGAAGGAGCUCGGCCAGGCCUGCACUCCUGACGCCGUAGACGACUUCUACGACUAUGUAAACCGGCCUCGUAGAAACCUCGUCGAGGUCCUUGGCGACUUCCCUUGCACCACCUCCUUCAUCCCUGCCGAACAGUGGAUCAACAUUCUCCCCGGCCCUCUACUCUCGCGGCCUUAUUCCAUUGCUUCCGCCUCGCCAACUGUCGAAUUGCUCGUUGCCGUUGUGACUUACCGAACACGGAUGCUAACGCCGAGGCGAGGUUUAGCAUCGACCUACUUAGCGCGCAGUAAAAUUGGCACACGCGUGUCAGCUUGGAUAUCCCGUCCCUCUUAUGGCUUUGAUUUCUCCUACAAUCUUUCGUCUGUUCCGCGACCCCCUCCAUGUAUCCUCAUCGGACCCGGCACUGGAGUGGCCCCCUUCCGUGCCUUCAUACAGCACCAGCACAGAUCUUCACCCCAGGCCUUUAAUGUCCUUUUCUUUGGAUGUCGCUUCUCACACCGUGACUUCUACUUCGAGAAGGAGUGGCGAGCGUUGGAGGCGAAGGGCUGCCUGAAGCUGGUGACGGCCUUUUCGCGCGAGGGUGGGCGCCUUACCACGGCUAAGAAUCGCACCUAUGUGCAGCACAGAAUUCGCGAGAACCCCGAUUUGGUAUGGUCGGUAUUGGGCGAGGCUCAGGGCAGCGUGUUCAUUGCAGGCAAUGCGAAGACCAUGCCAGCUGCGGUGCGUGAAGCUAUCGUCGAGGCGGCGCAAACGGGUGGUGGGCUGUCCGAGUACGAAGCAGAGUCGUUUGUCAGCAACCUGGAGAGCUCAGGGAGGUACCAGGCUGAAGUCUGGAUGUAA